GACGCACCCGCGUGUUCCCCCUAACCCAUUUAAACAGUCCUUCCGUUUGCCCACAUACCAAACGUGCUGAGCCGUUUGUGGGAUAAUUGACUCCCCUUCUUGGCAUGUUCAUGGGGGGAAGCCAAAUUGGGCCACCCAGCAAAAGGCGUGAAAUUCGCCACGGUGAAUAACGUGCUGAAAAAGGACCAGCAAAAAAGGUGAAGUUACUACUUUAUGUGUUAUCCCAAACGUUGGUAUGUACGCCCGUUUAUUCAACCACGUGGGAUAUUCUCCCCUCCAAAAAAAAAGCAGCCCAUCCUGCACAAGUAUGUAAAUGGCUCAUUUGCCACUUCAGACGAACGGAAAGGAAAACCUUGUCGGGAGAUAACUCAAUCAUUCUUAUAGACCCCUCCGUAAAGUGCGUAACAAACAUUUGAUUAAAAAGACGAGCCGAAACAGUUUCGUUAUCCCCGUGGUGCUAUCAGAUAAGGGCACACAUUGCGCUGUUCAAAGUUGCCUAUCUGAAGACAUCCCCAAAGGUGCGCACAAUUGUAUACGUACAUAUGCAGUUAUUCCCUCUCCCCCCUGUAAGGACUCCUCUUCAGUUGCACCCUGCGAAUCGGGUAGAAUAUGCUCCACUUGGUUAACCCUUACGUAUGUGAGUUUUUACCCUAGUCCGUUCCGCCCAAUCGCACUGCACAAGGUCAGCAAAAAUGAGCUUCAAAAAUUACUGCCCAUGUGUUUACCCGCAAGAGCGGAACAUAAGCGGGCUGGACUACCGCUUCGACAUGAAAAAAAAGUUGGUGAAAUUCAGGCGCCGUGUUUUUAGAAGGCUCCGUGUAAAGAGCCUAAAAGCGGAUUUAAGCAAAAUAGAAAGUAGAAAAAGCUUGCUAAGUAAUUAUCACCAUAAAGGGAAAAAAAAAUGGUACAUGAAUUUCCAGCCCUUGGGAAAUGUAGCUAUAGAGCAGUAUUGGAAAUAUGAUAAAGUUACCCUGAAGGAUAUCCUAGGGUCGAGCAUCAACACAUCAAAUGAUAAUUACAACACGGGUUUGCGAAAGAGUAAAAGGUAUCUUAAGCGCAUUGCAAAACGUAUACUAAGGGGAAACCCUCAUGAGAGUUUAAUACAAAAUGCAUUCAAAUGGGCAACGUAUGAUUAUAACUCUGAUGAAGGCUCAGCAAAUUCGAACAAUAAUAAUUUGGGUUCCUCCCUACUGAGCUUAAGUACCCUUGCCAUAAAAGAUUCGGAGAAAUUACUCAAAUGGAAAUUAAAAUAUUCCGAUAAUUUAAUCAAAUUUAAGAAGUUAAAAGCACAAGAGGCUGAAAAGAACUCCUCGACAAUUCGUUCGACCACCUUGGCCAAGAAGAAAAAGAAGUCCAAAAGGUCCAAGUCCAGUAGGGAUCAUAGGGAGCAUAAGGACCAUAGGGAUCACAAGGAUCAUAGGGAUCACAAGGAUCAUAGGGAACAUAAGGAUCAGAAGGAUCAUAAAAGUGAUAUCGCUUCAGGUAACUAUAAAAUUGUAUUAAAAAGUUUUAACAAGGGGGGUAAAAAGGGUCAAUAA
This is a messenger RNA of Plasmodium vivax (malaria parasite P. vivax), 1538 nucleotides long. RefSeq lists its product as hypothetical. NCBI's taxonomy places the organism in Eukaryota, Apicomplexa, Aconoidasida, Haemosporida, Plasmodiidae. Bases 693 to 1538 code for a protein of 281 amino acids. The record is from RefSeq and is a predicted model, not a curated record. The transcript has a single exon.